UUGUCCUGUGAACUUCGUCGCGCUCUAGAGUCCUGCGGAAUUUUCACAUUUUCCUCUGCUUCGGUGUGAGUGCUACGUGUUUUGUGCGCGCGUGUGUGUGAGUGGCGCCAAGUUUUUUGGCCUUAACUUUAACCACCAGUAAACAACAACAAAACAGAGACAUUGACAAAAGAAAAAAGGAAAAAAAAUAGAAAAAGGACACAGGACAACACAGCCUGCGGUCAGGGAAGCCGCAAUCAAAAAUUGUAAACAAACUCUGGAAAUUGAGAAAAAUCAACAAAGGAAGACGACGCCGCCAAGUAGGCAACAAUUCUGCUGCUAGCCAACAUGGAAAUGGACGUUAAUCGCCCGAAUGGCCGCCAUGGCAACCUAAUGACCAUAUCCGCCCGCUGCUCGAAUAACAAUGCAGACGGAGGGCCGUUGGCAGGAAGUGAGGCAACUUCCGGUGUCCCGCCCAGCGGCUGUUGCGGCAUCUUGAGCCGCCUCCUUUGUGUGAGCCGCCAUAAGGCCACCCAAUCGGUGGCGGGCAGCGAUCCCUUCUCCCAGCUGCAACUGCAGCGAAAAGGGGCAGGAGGAGGAGGAGGAAGUGCAACUGCAGCUGCGACUUCCGGACAGCGACGACGCAGGACGCCGCAGGAAAUCUACUUCGAGAGUCGCGGCAAGUCCUGCAAGAAGCUAUUGAAAUUCAAUGGUAAUUCCAACAAGAUACUGCUGUAUCCCGAGGAGGGUUGGGCGCGCACCGCCUCGUCCAGUUACUGGACCAUCACGCCCUGCUUUUGGCAGCCCAAUCGCUGCCGCAUUGUCGAGUGCUCCGGAACCCAGCGGCGCGCAACGAAAGCCAGGAUGCUGCCGCUGGAGCAGCAGGGAUCUCUCCUGAUUGCUGGACACUUUCGCCGGACAACGGCGAUGGGCGGAGGAGCGGCAUCGCCGGCGGGGGGCGGGUCGAAUGGCACCGGGUCGGUGGCUGCCACGCCCACUCCUGCAAUACCCGCCAGUGCAAUACGGACGGGGGGGUUGGCGAGCUGUGACAAAUCGCCGCCCGCGUGGAACGACGAGUUCAAGCUGUACCUCACCUCGAACAUCUCGAUGGAGGACUACAACAUGGGCUACUGCCUCACCGGAUUCGUGGAGCGCCGCUGCCAGGUGACCAACACCUUCCAGAUGACUCACUUUGCGGUCAUCAAGCGCCAGUGGCCACCGUCGCCGUCCAACCUGGGCAACUCCUAAGGCCCCUGAACCCCAUUUUUGUAAUUGUGAUCCGAUCUUUUGUUUCGAAAUUGAAGCGAAAUGAAAUUGUAUAAGGGACUGUGGCUGUUUUCAUAUUCAGAGAA
Drosophila takahashii is the source of this 1331-nucleotide messenger RNA. RefSeq lists its product as uncharacterized. Lineage: Eukaryota; Metazoa; Arthropoda; Insecta; Diptera; Drosophilidae. The record is from RefSeq and is a predicted model, not a curated record.